AUGGUUCGCACAGAAGCUUGCAAAAUUCCUGGAACGAAGCAAUGGCUAUCAAAAUAUUAUGUUGAGGUCCAGUUUUUCGGUUUUUCGCUAUGUACUCAGUUUCCCCUAACAAUUAGGAAAAUCCAUGACAUUUUCUCGAUUUCUGAAAACACAAGAAAUUGGCAAAUGUGGUUCGGGAUUGUUUGCGUUUUGCUUGCGUCAUUUCUUUUUGGCUCUCAAUUUGUACCGAUUAGGAAAGUCUACGCUGGUGAUGGUUUCACUUCGCAGUUAUUCGUAUGUUUGGGUGCUUUCUUCAUAGGCAUAAUAGUGCAUGCAGCUCAAGGUUUCCCGGGUUUUUAUGGCUUCGCCAUGAUUGGAGGAUUUCUAUGGGCCUUAGCCAAUGCCUUUUCUGUACAAAUAAUGAAUCGCAUUGGUAUGGGACUUGGGAAUCUUUUAUGGAAUAGCUUUUCGUGUCUGUCUGGCUGGGCAACAUCAAGAUUCGGUAUGUUCGGGCUCCCUAAAGCUGUUCCCGCUAGUAUAGGCUUCAACUACGUUGGUGUAGCGAUUUUGAUCAUAGGGGCACUGAUGUAUUCACUUGUGAAAAACACACCUCAGAAACAACCCGGACAAGAAGAAGCUAAGGAGAGUGUGGAGACAACUCUACCGACCUCAGAAGGAAAAGAAAAGCCUGAAGAGGGAGAACCAUCUACCGUCAAAGAUAUCUCACUGAUUGAAAGGAUCAUAAGCGUUAUUGGCGCAAUGGCUUCUGGUCUCUUCUACGGCACGAUGUGGCUUCCAGUAAACUACAUGAUGAGCCACCCUGAAAAGUUUCCGGGCGCGCCAACUAACCCACUACACUACUUAUUUUCAUACACUUGUGGGAUAUUAUCUACCUCCGUAUGUAUUUUUGUCAUUUAUGCGAUUAUGAGGCGCAAUCGUCCAUGGGUCAGUUCAAAUGCAAUAAUUCCUGCGCUCUCUACUGGUCUCUGUUACGGUUGCGCUAUGUCUGCAUUCGUAGUGGCUAUUGACAAACUGGAUGCUGCCAUUGCCUAUCCUAUAGGCCAGAUGGCACCUGGCCUAGUAGUUUCCACGUGGAGUUUGCUAUACUACAGGGAAAUCAUGGGACGACGGAACCUGCUGAUUCUCGCAUGUGCCUACCUUCUGACUGUAGCAGGAGUGAUAAUAGUUACUAUCUCUAAAGAAGUAAAAGUUUUCUAAUGUGAUUUGGAAAUUGGCACUAGACAUUUGUAAGUAAAGUGAUC
Molecule: messenger RNA, 1241 nt
Organism: Cylicocyclus nassatus
Lineage: Eukaryota; Metazoa; Nematoda; Chromadorea; Rhabditida; Strongylidae
Source: the annotation of a GenBank genome assembly